Leptosia nina is the source of this 1533-nucleotide messenger RNA. The record is from the annotation of a GenBank genome assembly. NCBI's taxonomy places the organism in Eukaryota, Metazoa, Arthropoda, Insecta, Lepidoptera, Pieridae.
AUGAUUCUUUAUUUGUUCGUCGCGGUGGGUUUGCUGUGGUUCGUGCUGUUCCGUUUGCGGAGGCAGCGGCUGUACGAGCUGGCGAACCAGGCUCCUCGGCCUGAGGGUGAGUUGCCGCUCAUCGGUCUCGCUCACCACUUUCUUGGAGACACAGAGGGAAUAAUGAAGUCUUUACAACAGUUGAGCUACGCCAGUAUAAAAUCUGGUGGGAUCAUCCGAGGUUGGCUUGGGCAUAUAUUGUAUUUCUUGGUGGUGGAUCCAGUGGACCUGGAAAUGGUCUUGAAAACCUGCAUGGAGAAAGACGACUUGCAUAGAUUUAUAAGACAUGUAAUUGGCAACGGCGGAAUUUUUGCUCCUGUGUCAAUUUGGAGAAGGAGACGAAAGAUAUUGCUUCCCGCAUUCAGUCCAAAGAUUGUGGAAACAUUUGUUGAGGUUUUCUCUGAACAAUCUGAAAAAAUGGCGAAGAAGCUUAAUGUGGCAGCCGAUAGUGGACAGUUCAGCCUGUGGCCGUUUUUAUCAUCUUAUACUCUUGAUUCGGUUUGCGAAACGGCAAUGGGCGUCAAAAUGGGAGCCCAAGAAAAUUCAGACUUGCCCUUCUUAACUCGCAUGAAUACAUUGUUGAACGUCGUGUGUGAACGGAUAUUCAAACUGUGGUUGCAGCCAGAAUGGGCCUUUAGGGUGUUUCCCCAGUACAGUGUCCAGAAACACUGUAUUGAUGUUUUACACGGAUUUACUGACGAUGUAAUAAAAAGGAAGAGAACGGAAUUGAAAAAUGAGAAGCAAUGUCAACCAGAGGCUGAUAAAAAUUUUGAUCUAGAAAACUACAGAAGAAAGAGUUUCUUAGACUUAUUAAUAUCAUUCUCCGGUGGUGAGAGAGGUUACACAGAUGUGGAAUUAAGAGAAGAAGUCUUAACAUUGACGGUAGCCGGUACUGAUACAUCGGCAGUCGCAAUUGGCAACACGCUGAAACUCUUAGCCAAAUAUCCCAAAUUCCAGGAGAGAUUGUUCGCUGAGAUUCAAGAAGUAUUCGGUGAUUCCGAUCGACCAUUAGUAAAAGAGGAUCUUAAUAACUUAAAGUUUUUAGACCGAGUCGUUAAGGAAACACUUAGAUUGUUUCCACCUGUUCCGUUCGUAAUAAGAAAAGUCCUAACCGAUACAAAGCUACCUUCAGGCUACAUCCUUCCUGCGGGUUCAGGAGUAGUGGUAUCAAUUUGGGGAGUACACAGAGACCCCAAAUAUUGGGGACCCGAUGCUGAAAAUUUCGAUCCCGAUAGAUUCUUGCCAGAGAGAUAUAACAUAGCUAAUUCUUGUAGUUUUAUGCCUUUUAGUAAUGGACCCAGAAAUUGUUUAGGUUAUCAGUACGCAUUGAUGUCAAUAAAAACAGCCGUAACUGGCGUGGUAAGGAAUUACAGAGUGAUAGGUGAAGAGGAGAAGACUCCAACACCACAUAUGCGGGUAAAACUGGACAUCAUGAUGAAGGCGGUAGAUGGGUAUCAGGUCGCACUAGAAAAGCGUAAGAACCUGGUACAAUAG